AUGGCUACUGUUACCUCAUCAAACCCUGUGUUUUCCACUCCUCCCCGUCCGUCUCAGACCUCAAACCACCAGGCGCAGGCGCAGCAGCAGCACCAGCACCAGCACCAGCACCAACAACUACAACAACAAACACACUCCCCAGUUUCCGCGCUCUCUCCGCAGCAGGCUGCUCGUGAAAAGGCCCGUGUGGCCGUUCUUCUCGAUAUCAAUUCAGCGCUGCUACAGGAAGUGGUGAACCUUCAAGCCUCAGGCAAGGCGGGCGUAACUCCCGCCCAGCCCGCUGCACAACAAUCGUCAUCCGUUAAAGAGAGCAGUACAAUCUCACCAACGUCUCCUACCGACAUUUCGGGUUCACAAUCGCAGAACCCUGGCAGCAGCGCAGACGGACCUAAACCUCCCUCUGGUCCCACCAACAAACCCAGCAUUGAAUAUAUCGACUGCAUGCGACGCCUCCAAGCGAACUUGGCGUACCUUGCUACUGUUGCGGAUCGCGCGAAGAAAUCAGGAGCCGCCGCUCCACAGGCUCCCGCAAUUAUGACUCCACCGCCAAGUCUCCCCGGUGUUACGGAUUUAUAUACCAAACUGAGUGAACUAUUUCCCGGGGCGUCAAAAUCAGGUGGCGUGCCGCCGUCUACGCCUCAGCAACAGCAACAUCACCAGCAACGAAACCUUACAGGAAGUUAUAUGUCGCCACAAGGGAAUGGCACUCCAGUUCGUAACUCACCGGCGGAAACGAUGGAAGCAUGGGAAACUGUCGUCCGCACCACGGACGACGCCCGUACUAGGUCCCCAAAUGUUUGGGCCUAA
This is a messenger RNA of Histoplasma mississippiense, 807 nucleotides long. RefSeq lists its product as hypothetical. The record is from RefSeq and is a predicted model, not a curated record. Bases 1 to 807 code for a protein of 268 amino acids. The transcript has 2 exons. Lineage: Eukaryota; Fungi; Ascomycota; Eurotiomycetes; Onygenales; Ajellomycetaceae.